This is a messenger RNA of Centruroides sculpturatus (bark scorpion), 1945 nucleotides long. RefSeq names its product beta-1,4-galactosyltransferase galt-1-like. The transcript has 2 exons. Lineage: Eukaryota; Metazoa; Arthropoda; Arachnida; Scorpiones; Buthidae. Bases 46 to 1356 code for a protein of 436 amino acids. The record is from RefSeq and is a predicted model, not a curated record.
UGGCAAUGUAUUGAAGAGACUUGAGAGGAAUAUGUAACGCUGUAUAUGGUUGUAACUUUUAUUUGUAAAGCUUGGUGUAUAUAUAGUUAUUACCAGCAAAGAACGAUGAAGACGAAAAUUUCCAUUACAACACCAAUACUUAUUUUAAUAAUAAUUAUUAAUAUUAUAUAUUUUGUAUUCGUUUCGAAAACAUUGAUAAACUUUAAAGUAAAGAAACCGAAUAACAGUGAAUACAUGCCAUUGGAGAAUUGGCACUAUAUAGAUUCAAAUGUUUACGUUUAUUCGGCCUUUUGGGAACAUAGAAUGGAUCCACCUUUCGUUAAAAUAAUUGGAAUUGGACUCCUUAAAAAGAUGAAUAUUUCUUAUUUAAGAUGCUUAUUACGUUAUAACCAAACUGUAAUUACUAAUACAUCAGUUUCAUAUAAGACAAUGCACGAAAGUCAUUUAAAACGACAUACAGCAGCAUUUUUCUGUUGUAGAGUUGAUCAGAAACCUUCUCACGUUGCUCUUAUAAAACCUGGAAACAAUGUAAUUCAUUGGUUGAAAGUUCACAUUAUUCAACCUCCAAAUGAUAAGAACGAAUGGCUAAAUAAUACAGUCGUUUGCGUAAGACCAUUUUUUGGUGCUUUCUCAAAUAAUAAUAUUAAAAUAGCAGAAUUUAUAGCUUAUUAUCGUAUAUUAGGAGCGAAUAGUUUCGUUUUUUAUGAUUAUCAAACUGAAAAUUCUCUUAAACAAUUUCUAAACUUUCUGUCCAAGAAUGGAAUCCAAAUCCAUUUAUUGCCGUGGUUUCUACCAAAGAAUGUUAUAGAUACUUGGCAAUUGGGCCAAUUAGCAGCCAUUGCAGAUUGCGUGUAUCGUCAUGCGAGGACUCAUCAAUAUGCUCUCAUUAUUGAUGUGGACGAAUUCAUCGUACCACAACGAAAAACUUCUUUACAAGAAAUUUUGCAAGACAUUAUCAAUCGUCGUUGUAAAAACUGUGGAACGUUUAUAUUUAGACAGACAUUUUUUUGUGUAGAAUAUCCUGACGACCCUCUAAGUUUAAAAUUAAGAAUUCCGCUUUUAACUUUAAAGAAAACCAGAAGAGAAACAUUAAUAUGGAAAGCAUACCAAAGAAGUAAAGCAAUAGUACGUCCCAUUGGUAUUGAAUCACCAGGAAUACAUUUUACGUUUGAUUCUAUAAAAUCUUGGAGAACGCUCAUAGUCAAUCCAAAAAUUGCUAAAUUACAACAUUAUCGUUUACACAAAUGUAGUGAUUUGAAUAAAACUACCAGAGAUCGCUCAAUUUUUAAAUAUAAAAAUGUACUUCUUCAAUCAGAAAUAUUAAAAUUGUGGUAUAUAUUUAAUAUAAAUUUAUAACCUUUACAGCAAUUAAAAUAUUUUUAUAUUAAUAUUUAUAUUAAAAUUUGUAAUACAAUGUAGGCCUAUAUAUCUCGAGUCGAAAUAUAUAGGGUUGCCCAAAAGUCAGUUUACACACCGAAGCGUUGUAUUGAACAAUUUUUGUAAAGUUUAUAAGCAAUAAAGUCUUUAAAUAAGUCAGAAAUUUCACCUUUACAAUGGUAAACUGAGUUUUGGACCAACUCGAAUAUUACAAUAAUAUGUAUAUUUUUCCAAAUUUGGUUUAAAUUUACGUGACAACUUUAAUAUACAAUGUUUUAACACAAGUAAAUAUUUUAAAAAAAUUUUAUAUUUUGACGUUUAUGAAUUCAAAUUUAAUAGCAAAUGAAGACUUCGUUAACGAAUAUGAUAUCUAAUUUUCAUGGCAUAUUUAAUCACAUAAUAAAUUUAUGUUUAGUAUUAUUAAAUUGCUGGUGAUUAAAUUGUUGAUAGAAACGUUGAUAAAUUAAGUGUAGAACUUAACUGUUGUUAAUUAAGAAUUUUCUCUCUGUUUUGUCCUAUGGUUCCAAUUUAAACAUUACACCAUUCCCUCUAUUAAAAUUUAAUCAAU